AUGGCUUCGGAAUAUACCAUCAACGCUAGAAGUGCCGUUGCUGCUGUAGCUGCAUCUGCUAAAUCUUUCCGCAUUUACUUCCAAGAUACGCAGAAUGGCAUCCGCGAAGGAGUCUACAAAGAUGGAGAGUGGAAUGUUUCUGGCAAGGCCAUCUUUUAUGCCAGGCGACUCAGUCCUCUUUCCGCUGUUAGCUGGGACGGGGGAAGCCAGAUUCGAAUCUACAGCAUCUCUGAAAAUGGGUUGCUUGAAGAGUGGUGCAACGGUAGUGGAGGGCAAUGGGUUCCAGGCUAUCUUACAAAGCUAAAGGUUCAAACGGCUCCAAACUCGUCUGUCGCUGCUGUCAACUGGGAUGGACAGAAUAUUCGUGUGUACUGCCAAGAAUCCUCCAACACUAUCCAAGAAUACUGCGUCGGAGAUCCUUGGAAGAAGGGUGCAACUCUUCCAGUCGCUGAUGUAGGAUCCAACCUUGCGGCUGUGUCGUGGACACAGAAGGGUAAACCACAUCUACGAGUUUACUACCAAACUACAGAUCUUUCCGUUCAGGAGCAUUGCUAUGACAAUGGCUGGAGCAAGGGCGGCUUUAAUCCUGGUGUCGCAUUGAAGAACACUGCCAUAGCUGCCACUGCGUGGAAUGGCUCUGAGGUGCAGCUUCGUAUCUAUUUGCAAGAUACCUAUGGGCAAUUGAGAGGUUACAAAUGGUCUGGCUCGUGGGAGAAAACGGAGUUUAGUAGCCCUGUGCCAGUUGGUACCCACAUGGUUGCGGUGAACUGGCACGAUGGGCAGAUUGUCAAAGUCUACUACCAGUCUGAGGAUGGGACUAUCUGGGAGGAGAGUGAUGACGGUACGAAGAAACAGGUUGCGUAG
Messenger RNA from Trichoderma gamsii, 864 nucleotides. RefSeq lists its product as hypothetical. The transcript has 4 exons. The record is from RefSeq and is a predicted model, not a curated record. The coding region runs from base 1 to 864 and encodes 287 amino acids. NCBI's taxonomy places the organism in Eukaryota, Fungi, Ascomycota, Sordariomycetes, Hypocreales, Hypocreaceae.